AUGUUAUCUAUCUAUCUAUCUAUCUAUCUAUCUAUCUAUCUAUUUAUCUAUCUAUCUAUGUGUGUUCGUUCUUGUCUAUCUGUCUCUCUAUAUAUGGGUGUGUGUACGGCUAUCCAUGGUUCCCUCAGAAAGGAUCCGGGUCCUUCCAAAAAUAGCUACACAACAAAUAGCGAUAUUGUGGUCCCUUUUCGUAGAUUAUCUCUUUUGUCUGUUGAUAUCUAUCUAUCUAUCUAUCUAUCUAUCUAUCUAUUUCGGUCUGUUCUUAUCUAUCUAUUUAUUUCAUAUCUAUCUAUCUAUCUAUCUAUCUAUCUAUCUAUCUAUCUAUCUCAGUCUCUUAAUAUCUAUCUAUCUGUCCCCGUCCGUAAUUAUCUAUCAAUCUAUUUAAGUCUGUUCAUUAUCUAUCUAUCUAUCUAUCUAUCUAUCUAUCUAUCUAUCUCAGACUAUCAGGGAAGCAUCUUCUUGUUAGAGAUCAGGGAAGUUCUUCUUUUAAGAGUCCAGGGAAGCAUCUUCUUUUUAGGAAUGAGGGAAGCAUCAUUUUUAGAGAUCAGGGAAGCAUAUUCUUUUGACGGAUGA
Messenger RNA from Acanthosepion pharaonis, 573 nucleotides. The record is from the annotation of a GenBank genome assembly. Lineage: Eukaryota; Metazoa; Mollusca; Cephalopoda; Sepiida; Sepiidae.